Jatropha curcas is the source of this 690-nucleotide messenger RNA. Its product is annotated as calvin cycle protein CP12-2, chloroplastic. Lineage: Eukaryota; Viridiplantae; Streptophyta; Magnoliopsida; Malpighiales; Euphorbiaceae. Gene Ontology annotation, cellular component: chloroplast. Gene Ontology annotation, biological process: negative regulation of reductive pentose-phosphate cycle. The record is from RefSeq and is a predicted model, not a curated record.
UUACAACCCCCAAUGAUAUAGCUCUCCGUUAUCACCUUCCAAGUACCCAUUCCUAUACCACAGAAGCAAUUACAAUGGCAACACUAACCAGUCUCAACCUCUCAACCCCAAGAGUCGUAGCCAAAGCUACAGACGCACCGAAAGCUCAACCCAUCUUCAAACUAAACCAUCCGUGGAAUAGAACAUAUCAAGUCGGGUCGGGACGAAUGCGAAUGCAACCAGCAAGAGCAGCUCCUGACAGAAUAUCAGAGAAGGUGGAGAAAAGCAUCAAAGAAGCAGAGGAAGCUUGCGCAGGUGAUCCGGCGAGCGGUGAAUGCGUGGCGGCUUGGGAUGAAGUGGAGGAGUUGAGUGCUGCUGCUAGUCAUGCCCGCGACAAGAAGAAGGAGUCGGAUCCUUUGGAGGAAUUCUGCAAGGACAACCCGGAGACAGAUGAGUGCCGUACCUAUGACAAUUGAAAUGGGUUCUAUUACUAUUAUUUUUCGUUUUUUAGCAAUCAACUUUAGAUGUUUACUAUGGAAGUUGGAUUAUGCGAAGAACGUCGUAUGAUGAAUUUUAUCAUGGUGGUGUUAUUUAUCAGAUACAUAUACCAUAUACCAUAUACCAUCUUGGAUUGGAAGAAAAAUGGGAUUGUUCAUUAAUUAUUACUUUAUAUUCUUAGCUUUUAUCAUAUUAUUAUUAUUAUUAUUGCAA